Molecule: messenger RNA, 258 nt
Organism: Rotaria sp. Silwood2
Lineage: Eukaryota; Metazoa; Rotifera; Eurotatoria; Philodinida; Philodinidae
Source: the annotation of a GenBank genome assembly
AUGGGUGAAUACUGGAGAGCACUUUCGUUCCACGAAAAAGCACUUGACAUCCGUCAAAAAACUCUCCAUUCGAAUCGUCCGGAUAUUGUUACUUCCUACAACAAUAUUGGAUUGACAUAUUCUAACAUGGACGAAUAUUUGAAAGCACUUUCUUUCUGUGAACGCGCUGUUGCACUUGGACAACGUUCAUUAUCUCCAAAUGAUCCUAAUCUUCAAGCAUUUCGAAAUAAUCUCGAUUGUGUAAAAAAAAAAUUAUAA